Messenger RNA from Serendipita indica DSM 11827, 2964 nucleotides. Lineage: Eukaryota; Fungi; Basidiomycota; Agaricomycetes; Sebacinales; Serendipitaceae. The record is from the annotation of a GenBank genome assembly.
AUGCCGCCAUUUUCAAAGCCAGAAACAGUGCUCAAGCAGGCUGAGGGACUUGUCUCGGUCGGACAGACGCCUGCAGCCUUGCAAUCCCUUACGGAAAUGUUCAACUCGAAGCGCUUCCGCUCAACGCCCGUGGCGUCACUGGAGCCCAUUAUGAUGCGUUUUAUCGAGCUCUGUGUUGAACUCAGAAAAGGGAGAACGGCCAAGGAGGGCUUGAUGCAGUACAAGAAUAUUACCCAAAACACUUCAGUCCAGUCGAUUGAGAAUGUCAUCAACGCGUUCAUCCAGCUCGCUAAUGCAAAAGUCGUCGACGCACAGGUGAAAGCAGACAAGGCCAUCGAGGUGCUCGAUGUCGACGAUCUCGAGGCCUCAGAGUCGCCAGAAGACGUCCUCCUUGGCGCCGUGAGCGGCGAUCAGAACAAGGACCGUACAGAUCGUGCACUUGUUACACCUUGGCUCAAAUUUCUCUGGGAGAGCUAUCGCUCUGCGCUCGAAACGCUGAAAAACAACGCGCGUCUCGAGGCAAUAUAUCAAUCUAUUGCCCUCCAAGCGUUUAACUUCUGUCUCUCGCACCGUCGCAAGGUCGAGUUUCGCCGUCUUUGUGAGACGCUCCGACUACAUCUCGCUACGGUCGCGAAAUACUCUCACCAGACCCACUCUGUCAAUCUUUCUGAUCCGGAUACACUACAGCGCUUCCUCGACACGCGUUUUGCACAGCUCAAUACAUCAGUCGAGCUCGAACUGUGGCAAGAGGCCUUUCGAUCCAUCGAAGAUAUUCACAACCUCCUCACAAUGUCGAAGAAGCCUCCAAAACCGAGUAUGAUGAUCAACUACUACGAGAAGCUCUACAAGAUUUUUAUGACUAGUGGGAGCAUCCUUUAUCAUGCGGCCGCAUGGUCAAAGUAUUUCGCGAUUCUCCGAACAUCUGGGAAACAGGACGAAGAAAUGGAACGGGUAGCAGGCUUUGUCCUGAUUAGCGCGCUUGCCGUGCCAGUCAUGUCCGACAGCGGCGAGGACGGCGAAGAUACCAAAGGCAAACAUGCGCGUCUAACCACUCUUCUUGGUCUCUCAAAGAUUCCAACCCGUGCGAGCCUCCUCAGCGACGCUUUUGCCCGGAAUGUGCUCAAGCUGUCACCUCGACCGCUUCUCGACCUCUAUGAUCUCUUAGAAGUCCAAUUUGAUCCGCUGGGUCUCUGUGACCAUGCUACCGCGAUCUUGGACCGAUUGAGUGUCAGCGAGGAGUUUACUCCGUACCUUCCGCAUCUAAGAAGGGUUAUUCUCUCCCGCUUACUCUCUCAAUUGUCACAGGUCUACUCUUCCUUGUCCAUCUCCUAUCUCCUCGACCUCGUUUCCCCUCUGAACCGCCAUCUAUCUGCUGACGGCGAUCGUUUCGACCAGGAGAAUCUUGAAGCUUUCAUCAUGAGCGCAGCAAAACGCGGGGAACUUUUCAUCCGUCUCAAUCAUUCCUCAGGAAGCAUCCUCUUCGUGGACGAUGCUUUCUCGAUUGGAUCAGGUAGCGGCUCCUCCAAAGUACAACCGUCGCCCGGUAAACUCGUUAGGUCUCGCCUCAGCCACCUUGCGGAAUGUCUACACAACGUCGUUCGGUACAUAGAUGACGCCCCAGAUACCGCUCGAGGGCAACUUCAAGCUGCCCAUUCAGCCUUCAAAGCCGAGCAGCAAGCAUUGCAGACCCGACGAUCGAUUGUUGCGCGACGUCGUGAACUCCAAGCCGAGUUGGUUGCUCGUCGACAAAACGAGGAGCGCAGUCAGCAGGCUGAGAUGACACUACGUGCCCAAGAAGACGCUCAACGAAAGAAGCGGGCGGAAGCACUCAAGGAGGCACAAGAAAGAGCAAAAGCAGAGAUGGAACGCAAACGCAAGGAGGAAAAUGUCAAGAUUGUAUCAUCGCUCCUGGACCGCGGUGUUUCAAUAGAUGCGGAUAUUACAGCACUUGAUACGGAACAACUUGUGCAACUACAAGUGGAACAUAUGGACAAGGAACGCCGUGAGCUCAACGAGCGGCUACGUGUCAUUGCCAAGCGCAUGGAUCAUAUCGAAAGAGCGUUUCGCAAGGCAGAGAUACCCCUCCUUGUCGACGACUACGCUCGGCAACAAGCCGAAGACAGGGCUGCAUUUGAAGCAAGCCGCCAAGGCACUAUUGAUAGUGCGAGGGCCAUGCACCAAGAGAAGAUCGAUACAAAGCGCCGCCUGUCACGUAUUCUCCCGGACUACCGUGCCUAUAUGCAGUCUCUUGGACAAGACCGCCGAGAUGACUACAAUCGUCGUUUCAACACCGCGACAUCCAAGAUCCUGGAAGAAAAAACGCGCCGUCGCAACGAGAUAUUGAAGCAAAGAGAACGAGAGGCAGAACAAAGGGCAGAAGAGGAACGCAUACGAAGAGAAAAGGAGGAGGCGGAGGCUCGUGCUCGUGAAGAACGAGAAGCAGAAGAGAGACGAAGGCGUGAGGCAGAAGACGCUGCGAGGUUAGCUGCGGAAACCAAGCAGAGGGAGGAGGAAGAACGGGUCAAACAACUUCGCAAGCAACGAGAAGCUGAGCGCGCCGAAGCUGCGGAAGUCGCAAGAAGGCAGCGAGAAAGAGAGGAAGAAGCCGAACGAAGGCGACAAGCUCGCUCAUCGGGCACUGGCCCUGCAUCUGGUGGCGCAGGUGGAGGUGAUGUCUGGCGUCGCUCGCAAAGGCCCGCUGAAGGAUCACCUGGGACGCGUCCUUCACAACAGCCUCAAUCGAGAUAUGUGCCACCAGGAGCCCGAGGCAGCGAGGGGGGAUCGAGUGUUGGGCGACCUGGUGGCGGAGGGUGGCGAGAACGGGAACGCCUGCGAGAGGAAUCUGGCCGACCUGGGACACCAGGUAGACAAUCUCCAGCGCCACAGGAUGACGACGGGUUCCAACAGGUUAAGCCACGGCCAUCUACAGGGGCAUAUCGACCACCCGGAGCUCGUAAUCGCUAG